AUGUCAAAUCCUAGAAAACGUAGCAUUCCUAUGCGUGAUAGUAAUACCGGUCUCGAACAGUUGUUGGCUGAAGAUUCAUUUGAUGAAUCUGAUUUUUCGGAAAUAGAUGAUUCUGAUAAUUUUUCGGAUAGUGCUUUAGAAGACGAUAAGAUCAGGCCUCUGUCCCAUUUAGAAUCUGAUGGAAAGAGCUCUACAUCAAGUGACUCAGGGCGCUCCAUGAAAUGGUCAGCUCGUGCUAUGAUUCCACGUCAAAGGUAUGACUUUACCGGCACACCUGGCAGAAAAGUCGAUGUCAGUGAUAUCACUGACCCAUUGCAGUAUUUUGAACUGUUCUUUACUGAGGAAUUAGUUUCAAAAAUUACUAGAGAAACAAAUGCCCAAGCUGCCUUGUUGGCUUCAAAGCCACCGGGUCCGAAAGGAUUUUCGCGAAUGGAUAAAUGGAAAGACACUGACAAUGACGAGCUCAAAGUCUUUUUUGCAGUAAUGUUACUGCAAGGUAUUGUGCAGAAACCUGAGCUGGAGAUGUUUUGGUCAACAAGGCCUCUUUUGGAUACACCUUAUCUCAGGCAAAUUAUGACUGGUGAAAGAUUUUUACUUUUGUUUCGGUGCCUGCAUUUUGUCAACAAUUCUUCUAUAUCUGCUGGUCAAUCAAAGGCCCAGAUUUCAUUGCAGAAGAUCAAACCUGUGUUCGACUUUCUUGUAAAUAAAUUCUCAACUGUAUAUACUCCAAACAGAAACAUUGCAGUUGAUGAAUCACUGAUGCUGUUCAAGGGGCCAUUAGCUAUGAAGCAGUACCUCCCGACAAAACGAGUACGAUUUGGUCUGAAGCUAUAUGUACUUUGUGAAAGUCAGUCUGGUUAUGUGUGGAAUGCGCUUGUUCACACAGGGCCUGGCAUGAAUUUGAAAGAUUCAGCCGAUGGCCUGAAAUCAUCACGCAUUGUUCUUACCUUGGUCAAUGACCUUCUUGGCCAAGGGUAUUGUGUCUUCCUCGAUAACUUUAAUAUAUCUCCCAUGCUUUUCAGAGAAUUACAUCAAAAUAGGACUGAUGCAGUUGGGACAGCUCAUUUGAACAGAAAACAGAUUCCAAAUGAUCUGAAAAAAAGGAUUGCAAAGGGGACGACUGUAGCCAGAUUCUGUGGUGAACUUAUGGCACUGAAAUGGUGUGACGGCAAGGAGGUGACAAUGUUGUCAACAUUCCACAAUGAUACUGUGAUUGAAGUAAACAAUAGAAAUGGAAAGAAAACUAAAAGGCCACGUGUCAUUGUGGAUUAUAACGAGAAUAUGGGAGCAGUGGACUCGGCUGAUCAAAUGCUUACUUCUUAUCCAUCUGAGCGCAAAAGACACAAGGUUUGGUAUAAGAAAUUCUUUCACCAUCUUCUACACAUUACAGUGCUGAACUCCUACAUCCUGUUCAAGAAGGAUAAUCCUGAGCACACGAUGAGCCAUAUAAACUUCAGACUGGCAUUGAUUGAAAGAAUGCUGGAAAAGCAUCACAAGCCAGGGCAGCAACAUCUUCGAGGUCGUCCGUGCUCCGAUGAUGUCACACCUCUUCGUCUGUCUGGAAGACAUUUCCCCAAGAGCAUACCAGCAACGUCCGGGAAACAGAAUCCAACUGGUCGCUGCAAAAUUUGCUGCUCCCAAUACGACAAGGAUGGCAAGAAGAUCCGGAAAGAAACGCGCUAUUUUUGUGCCCAAUGUGAUGUUCCGCUUUGUGUUGUUCCAUGCUUUGAAAUUUACCACACGAAAAAAAAUUAUUAAAUACCGAGCAUCAUACACAUCUGUUCCAUUAGGAUUAGAGACAAGUUCUGUUUAGAAAUAACUCCAAGAUUGGGAGGCCGACCUGGGUGGAUCACCUGAGAUCAGGAAUUCAAGACCAGCCUGGCCAACAUGGUGAAACCCUGUCUCUACUAAAAAUACAACAAUUAGCUGGAUGUGGUGGCACAUGCCUGUAAUCCAAGCUACUUGGGAGGCUGAGGCAGGAGAAUUGCUUGAACCCAUGAGGCGGAGGUUGCAGUGAGCUGAGAUCACACCACUGCACUCCAGCCUGGGUGACAUAGCGAGACUCCAUCUCAAAAAAAAGAAAUAACCCCAAGAACAGUUUUGUUGUUUUUGUUUUGUUUUGUUUUGUUUUGAGACGGAGUUUCACUCUUGUUGCCCAGGCUGGAGUGCAAUGGCAUGAUCUUGGCUCACUGUAACCUCCACCUCCCAGGUUCAAGCGAUUCUCCUGCCUCAGCCUCCCUAGUAGCUGGGAUUACAGGCAUGUGCCACCACACCCACUUAAUUUUGCAUUUUUAGUAGAGACUGGGUUUAUCCAUGUUGGUCAGGCUAGUCUUGACCUCCCGACCUCAGGUGAUCCGCCCAUCUGGGCCUCACAAAGUCCUGGGAUUAUAGGCGUGAGCCACUGCGCCUAGCACCAAGAACAGUUUUUAUAUUUUAUUUUCACAUUGAAAAUCAGUCAGAUUUGCUUCAGCCUCAAAGAGGGUGUUUAUGUAAAACUAAAUGAGUGCAGGCAGCGAGCUACACUUUUUUUUUUUCCUAAAUGGAAAAUGGGAAGGAGAUACUGUCUCUGAACAAAAAUAGAUGGAAAAACACAUAACUGUUAACUAAGGGUUGCCUCUAGUGAAAAGGAUUGGAAGACAAUUUAUCUGAUGCUACACUAUUCUUCCUGUUGUGAUUGUUUUACUGUGAACAUAACAAGGUUGUAUUGGGGAGGAGGGCAGGGGUUGAUUGCUGCCAAUGUUGAUUGCUGAGGCCUUAGCCAAGAUUUCAGGCAUCAUUUGCUCCAGCCCUUUCAUUUUCUUUAUGGUGGAAAGUGAAGUGACUUGCCCAAGAUCUUUGUUGGCCCUAAACAUCGCUGUCUCUGCUACAGAUUCCUAUUGAGAGCAAUGCAUGUUUUAGCCUUGUGCACUCUUAGAGUCAGCAUCAUGGGAAAGAGUAACAGCAAUUGAAAAAAGAGAUUCAAGAGCCAAGUACUCAGCCCUGGCAGGGGAUGGGGACAUGAUGCCCAGAGCCACCCCUAUACUCCAGUCUCCCAGGCAUCAGCUACUGCAGUACUGGGGUACUUGCCCUCAUCUUUUUUCUGAAGAUAGUUACUUCUUCAUAUUUGAUCGUCGGAAGGAGCAGCAUUGCUCAGAAACACACACACACACACACACACACUUGACUUUCUUGUCCGCCAAAUAAAUUUCUUAUUUGCUAGGGAACUGGUAAUCUAGGCUCAAGAAGUGUGUGGAGAAGGUUUAUUUUCAUUCUUUUUACUUUAAAAUAUGCCUUAGUUUUUGAAUAGAUAAGACAUUCAAGUGUCAGAAAGUAAAAGUCAGUUCAGGACCGAGAAAGGAAAGAUCAGUGCUGAUUUUAAUCAGACUGUAAUGUACCAACUAGAUACAGACAGGGCCAGUGGCAAGGCCAUCAGAAAACUUCUUCCCAAGGCCACACCACACCUGCAAAAUGCCUAACAACCUUCUUCUUUUCAGUGAUUACCACUUUCUUACCAAUGACUUUGCUUUGUUCCUCGUGCCUCUGAACAGACUGCUGAGAUACCCAAUCCAGAGCCAAUCCUUGCUUCCCUAGACUCUCCUCAAUCAUUCAACAGAAGCCCAAAUCUUGUAAAAGUUCCUUUCUGGGCCGGGCACAGUGGCUCACGCCUGUAAUCCCAGCACUUUGGAAGGCCGAGACGGGCGAAUCACGAGGUCAGGAGUUUGAGACUAGCCUGGCCAACAUGGUGAAACCCUGUCUCUACUAAAAAUACAAAAAAAAAUUAGCUGGGCAUAGUGGUGGGUGCCUGUAAUCCCAGCUACUUGGGAGGCUGAGACAGGAGAAUCACUUGAACCCGGGAGGCAGAGGUUGCAGUGAGCCAAGAUCGCACCACUGCACUCCAGCCCUGGCGACAGAGUGAGACUCCAUCUCAAAAAAUAAAAAAGUUUCCUUCUGUUCCCUCGUACUGUUAUAUCCUUGGUUUCUCUGGUGUGGGGUCUUCCUUACAGCAGCAAGCUCAUAAACUUAACUUGACCGCAGGUGUGUUCCUUGGUGGUCUUUAUCUGAUAGACUUUGUCACAUGGUACAAUAUUCCAAAGGCACAUGGUACAAUAUUCAAAAGGUAUGAGUAUACAAAAAAAAUCUCCCACCUACUUCUCUCCCUAGUCACCCAAUUCUCAAGAGGCAAUCAGUGUUGCCAUUUUCCUGAGUAUUCUUCCACAGAUAGUCAACUAUCUACAGAAAAAUAUAUACAUUAAAAAUAAGGCCAGGUACAGUGGCAUGCCUGUAGUCCCAGCUAUUCAGGAGGUUGAAGCAGGAGGAUCACUUGAGGCCAGGAGGGCCAGGAAUUUGAAGCUGUAGUGUGCUAUGAUGGCAGGCCUGUGAAUAGCCAUUGCACUCCAUCCUGGGCAACAUAGCCAGACCCUGUCUCUUAAAAAAAAAAAAAAAAAAAAAGACAAAAAAACAAA
This is a messenger RNA of Pan troglodytes (chimpanzee), 4442 nucleotides long. RefSeq names its product piggyBac transposable element derived 4 (gene PGBD4). Lineage: Eukaryota; Metazoa; Chordata; Mammalia; Primates; Hominidae. The transcript has a single exon. The record is from RefSeq and is a predicted model, not a curated record. Bases 1 to 1758 code for a protein of 585 amino acids.